This is a messenger RNA of Poecilia reticulata (guppy), 3896 nucleotides long. Its product is annotated as integrin alpha-3-like. Gene Ontology annotation, molecular function: integrin binding. Gene Ontology annotation, biological process: cell-cell adhesion; integrin-mediated signaling pathway; cell-matrix adhesion. NCBI's taxonomy places the organism in Eukaryota, Metazoa, Chordata, Actinopteri, Cyprinodontiformes, Poeciliidae. Gene Ontology annotation, cellular component: external side of plasma membrane; integrin complex. The record is from RefSeq and is a predicted model, not a curated record.
AAAGAGAGAGAGAGAAAGAGAGAGAGAGAGAGGGAGACCUGAUACAGAGAGAGGCUGAUCUGAGCGCGUGCAGAAGAUCGUUUCAGCAGACGGAGAAGUCGGACGGAGCAGAGCCGCAGUCAGACAGUUGGAGGACGAGGACAUCUGGACAGAUCCCUUCACCCAGUAACAUCAGGGAGCAGCUUCAGGUGUGAGUCUCCAUGGCAACAGAUAUGUUUGUGCUGCUGAGCGUCUGUCUCAGUGUGAGCGUGGCGAUCAACAUCGACACGUCGUUUCCGGUGCUGAAGGCAAUCGGGAGCAAGAAUCUGUUUGGAUUCUCUGUUGCUCUGCAUGAGGAUCUGGAAACGGGGAAAUACCUGCUAUUGGUCGGCGCUCCCAGGGAGAAGGCGGAGCCUCACGUUGCAGCCUAUCGGACAGGAGGCGUGUACAGCUGCCCGGUCACGGCUAACCCAUCAGAGUGCAGCAGGAUAAAAUUCAUAGAUCAAAACCUGGACCCCACUAAGGACCAGCUGGAGGACAUGUGGUUGGGCGUCACAGUAGCCAGUCAGGGCCGACCUGGAGGGAGGGUCCUGGCAUGUGGGCACCGGUUCGUCAGGGUGUACCAAGGAGAUAGAAAGCUAAUUGGCCGGUGCUAUCUCCAUAGAAUCGGCCCACGUCGUGAUGAAGAGCCGCUAAACUGGGAGCAAAUACAGCAGCACUGCGAUUACAGGAAGGAUCACACUGGUGAGGGCAUGUGCACUUUUGGAAUCUCCGCCUUCAUCACGCACACCGACGCCAUCUUUGGCUCACCUGGGAGCUACAGUUGGCGGGGAAAUGUUUAUGCCUUCUGGAUGGAUCCGAACAAUGAACUUAUUUCGUCAAAGAACUCCUUUGACUACAAGAACUCAAGUUAUAGGAAUAUUUAUUUAGGAUACUCGGUCACUCAGGCUCUUCAUCUUCUCUCUGCAGAGAGUCAAACCAUCGUAGCAGGGGCUCCCAGAGACAAUAAAAUGGACGCCCGUGGUUCUGUGAUGCUGGCAGUCAAGCGGUCCAAUGAUCUGGUGAUUCAGCAGACUCUACGAGGUCAGCAGGUUGGCUCAUACUUUGGUAACGUCGUGGUAGCCGUAGACCUCAACAGCGAUGGGUGGAAAGACCUGCUGGUGGGCGCUCCUUUUUACUUCAACCGCCAGCAGGAGGUGGGCGGGGCAGUUUAUGUUUACAUGAACGCAGGAGGGAGGUUCCACUCUGAACCCACCGUGGUUCUGAUGGGUUCAGUUGGAUCUGCUUUUGGAAUGGCUGUUGCUGCAGCAGGGGACCUCAACCAAGAUGGCUACCAGGACUUUGCAGUGGGAGCUCCUUUUCACGAUACUGGAUGCGUGAUGAUCUGGACUGGGAGCAAAGACGGAAUCUCUGCAAAACCGAGUCAGAUGAUCGAAGGACGUUCUGUAUCUCCUGGGUUCAGGACUUUCGGGUACUCCCUGGCUCCUGGUGUGGAUGUUGAUGGAAACCACUACCCAGACCUGCUGGUCGGCUCUCUGGAUGAUACCGUCGCCCUCCUCAGAUCUCGCCCUGUCAUCCAGCUGAACGCCACGUUAAGAGUUUCUCCAGGUGUGGUCGCCCGAAAUAAGACCGAUAUCAAGGUGGAGGUGUGCUUCUUCUUCAAGUUCAAUGCUGGAGAAAACAUCAGCAGCAUCUCUGUGAACUUUACUGUGAGUGGUGACGUCACCAGUAUCUCGCCCCGCCUCCGUUUCCAUGACAGCAGACAGAGCGUGUACUCCAGCAUCCAGUCAGUGGGGAAUGGAAAGUGKAAAACCCUGAAAGCCGGACUGCUGAGUGCCAUCCAAAACGUGGUGGAGCCUCUGGUGUUCUCCCUGAACGUCUCUCUAAAUGAGAAACUUCCCAACAGAAGCAAUGUUGUUCAGAAUCUGAAGCGCUUCCCCAUCCUAAGCCCGACACCUCCACUCAUCAAAACCAUGAUUCACAUCGAGAAGGCCUGCGGGUCUGAUAACGUCUGUCAAAGUAACCUUCAGAUGGUGGCCCGGUUCACAGAUGAGGAUCACAAACCCUUCCCCAUGCAGGACGGCAACCAACUGCUGAACUACAACAGCAGCAUCAGGAGGUUAUUUCUGGAGGUCAACGUCAGCAACACGGCGUCACCAGGUCGACUGGCAGAGGAUGCCCACAACACUGUCCUCAACAUCAGCGUCCCGCCGUCGCUUGUUUACUCUGGAGUCCACAAAAAGGGGGGCAGCUCAGGAGCCAUUGAGUGUUCUGUUGAAGGGGCCUCUCUUCUCUGUCAGCUGGGGAACCCCUUCAGAAGCAACCAGAAGAUUGAGAUGUUCAUUAAAUUUGAGCCAUCUGCAAUCGCUUUGGACACCAAGGAAAUCCAGACUCAGCUGGUCCUGUCCACGCUCAGCAACCAGUCAGAUCUGUCUCCAGUCUUCGUCUCCUUGCUGGUGCAGUAUUCCCUGCAGGCGACUCUCACUCUAAUCAAACCGGGUUCGGUCUUCUUCGGUGGUCAUGUGGUUGGUGAGCGUGCCAUGAAGAGCACGGAGGACGUGGGCAGUCCGGCGGUCUUCACCUUUCAGGUUCACGUCCAGGGAAAGCCUCUAGGUCACCUUGGCGACCUGGAGGUCGAGUUUGAUUGGCCGAAGGAGGUGGCGAACGGAAAGUGGCUGCUGUACCUGACAGAGAUCAGCUUGGAAGGCACCUCGAAUCGUCAAUGUACACACGGCGACAUCAUCAACCCUUUGAAGCUUGUGAUGUCCGAUGAUGAGAGGAUGAUGAGGAGGAGUCUGGGGAUGAAGGGAGAGGAGGAAAGGAAACAACAAGAGAAAACUCUCCCAGUCCUCAGCAUGCAGAGACAGAGGAAGACCUUUAAACUGAACUGCAGCAGCGGGGCCAGGUGUGUGAAGUUCUCGUGUCCUCUGCUCAACAUGAACAACUCUGCAACUCUGACGGUGAAGAGCCGGCUGUGGAACUCCACCAUGAUUGAGGACUACAGAGAUGCUAGCAGUGUGUUGGUUCAAGGCCAGGCCACUUUGAAGUUGAAGACCACGAAGAGCACCGUCACCAUGAAGUCGUCCCCCUCACCGAUCGAGGUCAACAUUUACCCAGAGUUUGAGCUGCAGCUGAACUCUGGCGCCCCCUGGUGGAUCAUAGUGGUGUCAGUCCUGGCUGGAGUUCUGCUGCUGGCUCUGAUCUGCGUUCUGCUCUGGAAGUGUCAGUUCUUUGUGCGUCCUGAGGCGUGGCAGACGGCGGUGCUCCAGCAGAGGAGGAUUAUGGGUAACACCGAGCAGCAUGUCGAUGAUGAUGGUUUCCUGAUCCAGGAACAAGUGACCUCGACCCAGAACCGGAAGAUCCAGAAACACUGGGUCACCAUUUGGACUGAAAGCCACUGAGAGACCUCUGGUAUCCAUGGAAACGGAUCUUAUACCAAACUGAACCAAUCCGGACCAAAUCCGAUCAACACUGCCAGGCUGCUGCCAGUCGCUUCACCUGUUUACCCUGAGUUCACUCAGAGGUGGAGCUGCGAACUCAAAGAUUUCUUAUUGGUACAAUUUUUAUUGAUCUGUGUCUGAUUGGCCCUCAGCCACUGGAAAGGAUCAACUGAUCCAGCAAGGUUUUAUUUUGAAGGGCUAUGUUCUAAAUAUUGGAAUGCUCCUUUAAGGACCUGAUGUUGCUGCAGGGUCAGCGUUUCUGUCCAUGCUGCCUUCAUGACUCGUCUGUAAAUUUGUCCUGCUGCCUUCAGGUGCUGCGUGGUCCAGUGUUGUUCGUGCUGUAGACAUGGGUGUACAGUUUUGUAAUUUCUGACAGCCACUGAAAGCAGCUCUAGUCUGUGUGUUUUAGAAUUCCCUGCUGUGCCAAUGGAUGUUUUGUCUGUAUGCUGAUGAUAUUAAAGUAUUUUUUUUACUAUU